AACAUAAUUUCCCAAAAAAAACGUAGAAGUAUAGAUUUAAAAACAAUUGCAGAUCAUAGUAAAGUUGGCAUUGAGUCAUAUUUAUUGGAAUCAGUUAAUACAUCAAAAAAUGGUAAUUUGCAGAGUUUAAAAGUUAUUCUUCUCAUCAUGCAGUUUUGGACCUAAAACAAAAAUUCAAUGGUUCUAGUCAAAGAUAUUUGCAAAAUGAGGAUAAUGUUAUUGAAGUUGAAUUUGAAUUGGCAGGAAACAGAAACAGUUUAGAUGAACAACUAGAAACAAAUCUUCAGCAAGAAUUAUUAGAUCGAAUGGAAACGGCAAUGAACAUUUUAAAAACGGCAGCACAAAAAGGAGAACUUGAUCUCUCGCUCGGUAGCAGACGUGUUAAGAUUGAACAUCUAAGAUUUAAAAGAAGCAAUCCAAAAUUUGUAUGUGAACCUGGAAGUGUAAUUGAGGGAAAUCAAUGUAUAAAAUGUCCUGUUGGAACAUUUUUUAAUGUACUUUUUGAGUAUUGUGAAGGAUGUUCUUUAGGAACAUAUCAAUUCCAAGAAGGACAGUUAUCCUGUCUUGUAUGCCCAGAACGCACAUCAACAACUACAGGUCAAUCUAAAAGUGUUGGAGAAUGUAAAGCACAAUGUUUACCCGGCAGCUUCUCAUCAACUGGAUUAGAAGUUUGUGAAACUUGUCCUCGUGGUUAUUAUCAGCCUCAUUAUGCCCAAACUUCUUGCCUUUCUUGUCCCGGAUUAACAACAACUUGGAGAAGGGGAGCACGUCGUCAAGACGAAUGUCAAGAGACGUGUCCACCGGGUUAUGUAUCGACAACAGGACUCUUUCCAUGUUUUGCCUGUCCUAUUGGUUAUUUUCAACCAGCUGCCGGAGAAAAAGCCUGUUAUCGUUGUCCUAAUGGAGCUACAACAAAUUCACAAGGAUCCACAUCAGUAAAUGAUUGUGCAGGAAUGAAUAAAAUUCUUAAGGAUGAUAAAUUGACUAUACCUUUGAGUGAUCUGUUACUAGUGAAUGAUUGCUUUUCUGUUCCUUGCUUAAAUGGUGCAACAUGUGAAGCUUUAGAUUUUGGAUUUUUAUGUCAUUGUGUUCCUGGUUACACAGGAAUCUAUUGUGAAAAUGAAAUCAAUGAAUGCGAAAGUACUCCUUGUAAAAACAAUGCAACUUGCCGUGAUUUAUUAAAUGAUUAUGUUUGUGUCUGUCUUCCUGGAUUUACUGGAAAUCUCUGCCAAAAGAACAUUGAUGAAUGUGCAUAUGAACCCUGUCUCAAUGGUGGUAUUUGCACUGAUCAUAUUAAUAAAUUUUCAUGCAAAUGCCCUGAAGGUUAUGUAGGCCCAGUGUGUCAAUAUAACAUUGACGAUUGUCUCAGUAAUCCUUGUCAAAAUGGUGCAACUUGCCAAGAUUUAAUUGCCAACUAUACGUGCCACUGUAUACGAGGUUUCACAGGACGUAACUGCGAAACUAACAUUGACGACUGUGCGGAUGACUUUUGCCAAAACAAUGCUACAUGUAUUGAUGGAAUUGAAGAAUUUAUUUGCCAGUGUUUACCUGGAUUCAGAGGAAGAUUAUGUGAAGAUGAUGUAAAUGAAUGCCAGUCAGAACCUUGCAUGAAUGGUGCUACAUGUUUUGACCAAAUUGCCCAUUUUACUUGUCUUUGUGCUCCUUCGUUUACGGGAGAUCUCUGUGAAACUGAAUUGUCCCAGGAUUUUUUUCUUGUGUUUCCAUCAUCUGGAACAUUAGAUUUUCUUCAACUAGAAGGUUUUCAACAUCCUUUGGAUCAUGUUACAGUGUGCCUUUGGAUGACCACAGUUGACAAGCAUAACUAUGGAACUCCCCUCUCUUAUGCUAAUGAAACAGUUGAUAAUCUUUUCACUCUUACCGAUUACAAUGGAUUUGUAUUUUAUAUAAAUAUGCAAGAAGUGGUGACAGAUGUGACUGCUAAUGACGGUAAAUGGCAUCACAUAUGUGUAACUUGGUCUUCACCAACUGGAGCAUGGAGUAUUUAUAAAGAUGGUGAACAGGCAGAUAAAGGGAUAGGAUUAGCAGUAGGAACCUUUAUACCAACCGACGGUAUUCUUGUUGUUGGACAAGAACAAGACGGAAAAGGAAGUGGCUUUAGUUCUCCAGAAUCAUUUAUUGGAUCCAUGUCAUUAUUACAAAUAUGGGAUUAUGUUCUUACUCCAGAAGAAAUAUCGACUUUUACAACCAGAUGUGAUAAUUAUAAAGGAAAUGUAAGAGCUUGGUCUGAUUUUCUUGGAGGAAUUUUUGGACGUGUUGAAAAGAAAUCUUCAGAUUUCUGUAGAGGAUGUAACACACCUGCUGUCCUCAUUCAUGGAGAUGUAACUGUUAGUGGAGUAAAAACAAAUGCUUUAGCAACUUAUCUAUGUCAUCCUGGAUAUAAGAUUACAGGUUCUGUGUCUCGUAAAUGUAUGGUAUACGGUGACUGGUCUGGCGAAAGUCCCUCUUGCACCCGAAUUUCGUGUGGAUUUCCUGGUUAUUUGAAUAAUGGAUUUAUCAGCGGAAGAUCUUAUCUCUAUCAAGAUACGAUACAGUACUUUUGUAAUUCUGGCUAUCAUUUAAAAGGAGGGAGCAUUCGCACUUGUCAAGCAGACGGUUAUUGGAAGGGAGAACCUCCUUACUGCGAAGAGAUAUUAUGCAGUCCACCUUUACCAUUAGAAAAUGGUAAAGUCAUAACAUCUCUCCGAAAAUACAAACCCAGUCAUAAAGUGCAAUUCAAAUGUGAUGAUGGUUACAAGUUAGAUGGAGCUUCGUAUUUAAUUUGUGGAAAUGAUGGACAAUGGAAUCAAAGUCAACCAGUUUGUCAACCGAAAUCCUGUGAAUCUCCUCCACGUGUUCUUCAUGGUCAAGUUGUUGGUCAACAACAGAAGUUUGAAGUAGGCAGCGUAGUUUAUUAUAAAUGCAAUAAUGGUUACAUGAUUAGUAAUUCAAAUGCUGUGAAAUGUGCCAUCAAGAGUCGUUGGGAAGGUGACAUUCCACGUUGUGAAAGAGUAAAUUGUGGCCUUCCUCCAGUUAUACCAAAUGCAAAUUAUGAGGGAAGAGAUCAUAAAUUUGGAGGUGUCAUAACUUACAGGUGCGAACUUGGUUACGAACUUGUGUCAAAUGGUGAAAUAAGCUGCUUGGAAAAUGGAGUUUGGUCCAAACCUAUUCCUCACUGCAAACCUGUUAGUUGUGGCAAAUUAGUUACUCCUGAAAAUGGAUAUAUUCAAGUUAACAAUUAUACAUUUAGUAAUGUUGCAAAGUAUUUCUGCAACACUGGAUAUGAAUUGCAGGGCAUAAGAUCAAGGAAAUGUCGAGCCACAAGAGACUGGAGUGGAGAGUCACCUGUUUGUGUUCCUGUUAGCUGUAGUCAACCUGAAUCCAUCCCUAACGGAAAAUUUGUCGGGAAUGAUUGGACAGUGGGAAAUAUUGUCACUUACAGCUGUCAUCCUGGAUAUAUGUUAAAAGGUGAAAUGGAAAGAGUCUGCUUGGAAAGCGGUCAGUGGUUACACGAAACGCCAAUGUGCGAUCCCAUCGAAUGCUCUCCUCCCGACCAUGUGCAACAUGCCCGCAUUCAUGGAAAAGAUUAUCAUUUUGGACACCGAGUGGAAUAUCAGUGCGAAAUUGGAUAUGAACUGAUAGGUCAAGCCAUAAGAGUGUGUUUAGAAGAUCAACACUGGGGUCCUGAACCACCAAUUUGUAGACCUGUUUCUUGUGGUCGUCCAAUCCAGAUUGAAAAUGGUGAAGUCAUAACUACAAACAAUACAUUUACCGGAGAGGCUAAUUAUCGCUGCCAGGUGGGAUUUCGUCUGGAGGGAAACCAGCGGCGACGUUGUUUGGCAGAUGGCAAAUGGGAUGGUCUUGAUCCAUCCUGUGAAAUUAUAAAAUGUGCCGAACCAAUGCAAGUACAGCACGCCUAUCUAUUAUAUUCAGAUGUCAGGUAUGGAUCAGUUGUUGAGUAUUAUUGUGAUGAAGGUUACAAAUUAAAAGGGCUGAGUCAAAGAAUUUGUAGGGAAGAUGGAUUUUGGGAAGGCGAAGAACCUUACUGUGAGACUAUCCGCUGCCAGUCACCUUCAGUAAUUGAAAACGGUGAUAUAAUGGUUCCAGAUACAAAGUUUGGUACACAUAUUUCUUAUUCCUGUCAUAGAGGUUAUGAACUUGAAGGUCCAAGCAGUAGAGUGUGUCAACAAGAUGAACAGUGGAGUGGAAAAGAGCCUAAAUGUCUUCCUAUAUAUUGUCCAGAUGAUGAACUUAAAUUACCCAAUGGUCAUAUCAAACUAGAAAGUAAUUUGAUGGGUUCUGUUAUUUUAUAUAGUUGUGAUGUCGGUUUUGAACUGAUCGGAUUAAUAUCUCGUACAUGCCAAGAAAAUAAAGAAUGGGAAGGAAUGCCUCCCAUAUGUGCAAAAGUUACUUGUCCACCACCGAUACCGCCAUUAAAUGGCGAAGUGGUCUGGUUUAAUCACAGUUUUGGUGAUUCAAUAACUUACAGUUGUCAUAAAGGAUAUACAUUACAAGGAGAUUUGCAUAGAAUUUGCUUACCAGAUGGUACCUGGAGUAAUCAAGAACCAUUCUGUGAACCUAUCAAAUGUAGUCUUCCAUCUAAUAUUGAGUAUGGUUAUGUAAGAUAUGAUAAUUUAAAUUACAGGUCAAAAGUAAAAUAUAGUUGUCAUAAUGGUUAUAAGUUAAUUGGUUCUAAAUACAUAGAAUGUCGAGCAGAUCACAGUUGGGACGGUGCAGUUCCUCACUGUGAACAAAUUUUAUGUCCAGAACCUCCGCCUAUAAAAUAUGGACAUCAUAUGACAGAGAAUUUUACAAUUGGCUCGAGAGCAAUUUAUGCAUGCGACAAAGGAUUUAUCAUGGACUCUUCUAAGCUAGAAUGUAAUGCAAAUGGAAAAUGGAUAGGAAAAAUACCAUCUUGUAAUAUUGUGUCUUGUUCUGCUCCCUCCAAAUUUAAAUUUGGCAAAAUCAUUGGCAAGAAUUUCACUUAUGGAAAUACAAUACACUUCAAAUGCAAUUCUGGUUGGGAAUUAAUUGGCAAUUCUGUUCUUUUUUGUGAAGAAACUGGAAAUUGGAAUUCAUCAUAUCCUUCUUGCAUAGGCACAUUUUGUCCUUCUCCAGAAGUUAUUCAUCAUGGGCAGAUUAUUGCAACUGAUUUAAAAUAUGGAACAAGCAUUACGUAUCACUGUAAUCCUGGUUACCAGUUGAUAGGUGACAGUUACCGCAAAUGCGAAAUUGAUAAUACGUGGAGUGGCAAGCCACCGAAAUGUUUACCAGUACUUUGUCCCGAACCACCAGAUAUAGCUCAAGGUACCAAAAUAGGUAACUUAUUUGAAUUUGGGUCCAAUGUCACAUUUGAAUGUAAUCAUGGUUAUCUAUUACAUGGAUUGUCAACUUUGCAUUGUUUAGAGAAUGGAACAUGGUCUGCAUCAAUACCAGUUUGUGUAGAAGUAUCAUGUUCCAUUCCUGAACGAGUUAAAAACGGUGAAGUUGUGGUACCUAUCAGAAAAAGGCAAUACCAAAAAGAUGAUUCCAUGCAGGCAGACGAGGGCUUUUUAUUAGGUCAUAGAGGAGAUAUUACUGUAGAUUCUGACAUGAUAAUUGAAGCAUCCCAGUCAGAUAUAUUUCGACUUGGUGCAAGAGUAAUUUAUAAAUGUGCAAAAGGAUUCCAUUUAGAAGGUGAAAGAAUGCGUACAUGCCAGAAAGAUGGUCACUGGUCAGGUGAAACCCCAUAUUGUAAGGCUGUAAGUUGCAAUAAUGUCAGCAGUAUUGAAAAUGGAAAUGUAAGUGUUUCAACCAUUACUUUUCUAUCCGAAAUUAAUUAUACUUGUAAUAGUGGUUACAAAUUGAUUGGAUCUAAUAAACGUAUUUGUUUAUCAAAUGGUUCUUGGUCAGGAAACUCUCCACAUUGUGUGCUCAUUAAAUGUUCACAACCAUCAUCAAUUCCGCAUGGAAAUGUUAAAUGGGAUAAUUUGAACUAUGGAGGAAUUGCAAUGUAUGAAUGCAACACUGGAUACAGAUUAAUUGGAAAUGUAAGUCGGAUUUGCCAAAACAAUGAACAUUGGAGUGGUUUAGAACCAAACUGCCAACCUUUGGAAUGUACGAAACUGACAAAUCCAAAUAACGGAUGGGUUCAAACCAACAGUCUUAUGGUGGGAACAUUAGCAAAAUAUGGAUGUAAAGAAGGAUAUGAACUUACAGGUCCAGCUAUACGCACUUGUCUUAUGAAUGAAACAUGGAGUUCUACAAUUCCUUCUUGUCAUAUAACAAGCUGUUUUCCAUUACCUGCUGUAAAGUAUGGAUACAUUAUUGGUUUGAAAUUUACUUUUGGAUCUGUUGUGAAAUAUAAAUGCUAUACUGGUUACACUUUAAUAGGACCUGCAGAGAGGUCAUGUCUUGCCAAUAAAAGUUGGUCAGGAGAAAGCCCUCAAUGUAAUCCUCUAAAUUGUCCUCGUCCCCAUGCUCCUCAUCAUGGUUCUGUUUAUGUACCCAAACUUGCAGUUGGAAGUUAUGCAAAUUAUUCAUGUUAUGAAGGAUAUGAAUUACGUGGAAAUUCUUCUCGAAUGUGCAUGCCCGAGCUAAUGUGGAGUGGAGAUGUACCUAACUGUGUUAUUAUCAACUGUUCAUCUGUUACUACGAUUCCUUAUGGAUCUGUAAUGUAUACAAACUUUACUUUUGGAUCUGCUGUGAAAUUUUCAUGCCUACCUAAGUAUCAACUGUUAGGUUCUGAAGAAAUAUGGUGUUUACCAAACAAAGAAUGGUCAUCUGAUAUUCCGACAUGUAAUAGAUACAUUUGUGAUAAUCUUAAUAAUGAUAAACACACUCUGAUAUCCCCUCUCGGACCACAUCAAGUUGGUCAAACUGUGAAAUUCAACUGUAUCAUGGGAUAUCAAUUACAAGGAAAAAAUAUGUUAAAAUGUGAUGCAAAUGGUCACUGGGAACAAAGUAUACCAAGGUGUAUACCUGUAGAAUGUGGUCCACCACCUGAAAUAAUGAAUGGAAGAAUAAGUUUCCUUUCUAAUAACAAAUCUAACAGUAUCCAAUAUAUGUAUAAGAGUAAAAUUGCUUAUGUUUGCAAUGAUGGCUAUGAAUUAAAUGGCAGCCGUGUACUUGAAUGCGAAAGGGAUGGUUAUUGGGUUGGAGAAAAACCACAAUGUAUUGAAGUUAACUGUGGGCAUCCACCCAUAGUCCAUCAUUCUACAGUUCAAGUGGAACAUAAACCAGGUCUUUCGACAGCAAUCUACUUAUGCAAUUACGGUUAUAAAUUGAUAGGAUCAGAAAAACAUUUUUGCAAAGAUGGCAAAGAAUGGAACAUAAACAAUACCCAUUGCGAAAAAAUAUUUUGUGGUCCACCUCCGUAUUUUCAAUACAGCAAAUCAAUCAAUUUACUUUCAAAUAAUUAUGAAGUCGGAAGUUAUGUCACUUAUACCUGUUUACCUGGUUACGAAAAUAUCGGAGGAGAAAGUCUUAGUUGUUCAGAGGAAAACAAGUGGAUAGGCAGGAUACCCAACUGUUUGCCGAUCAGCUGUUCUAAGCCUCCUGCACCUAAACACGGAAUUGUCAAAGGUGAAGAAUAUACUUUCCAAAGUAUUGUUUUGUAUAGUUGUGACAAAGGUUACAAAUUAAUUGGAAAAGAUACUAGAGAAUGUCAAUCAGAUGGAAAAUGGGGUGGAGACAUUCCAGAAUGUAAAAUAAUCCAUUGCAAUGAAUUAAAUGAGCCACGUAAUGGAUAUCUAUGGAAGGAAGUCGAAAUCCGACAGCCAAUAGUUGGCGAUCGCAUUUGGUUCUCUUGCGAAAAUGGCUAUAACUUGGUUGGAAGCGAAAGCAUCCAGUGUCAAGAAAAUGGAUUAUGGAAACCAGAAAUUCCACACUGUGCAGCAAUAACAUGUCCACCUCCCACCGACUAUCCCCCUAAAACAGUUAUAAUUAAACAUGAAGAAAUGUUUUCAUUUGGAGAUCAGCUAGCACAUGUUUGCGAAGCAGGAUACAGACCCGAUGGUGAUCUGACUAUAAAGUGUCUGGAAAAUGGAACAUGGUCUCAGCCAAAUGGAAUCUGUUCAAAAGUGUCUUGUGGACGACCACAGAUUAAUAAUGGUGGAAUUGUUCUUGGAAUGUCCUACAUGUAUCAUGACAAGGUUGUUAUUAAAUGUCCUCCUGGAAGUAAAUCUUCUGGAAAGGUUGUCCUUACAUGUAAGGGAAAUGGUAAAUGGAAUGAUGAACCGUAUUGCCAAGCAUUAUGUCCCCAUCCUUGCUUGAAUGGAGGGCAUUGUAUUCCUCCAGGAAUAUGUGCUUGUCCUCCAGGAUUUGCUGGUGAACUUUGUCAACAAGCAAUUUGUAUUCUGCCUUGUCUAAAUGGCGGAACUUGCAUAGAACCAUAUAAAUGCAGUUGUGAGGAGGGAUUCACUGGCUCACGAUGUGAAACAGCUAUAUGCCAACCGCACUGUCAGAACAGUGGACUCUGCAUAGCUCCUAAUCUAUGCCGAUGUAGGAUUAAUUUUAGAGGUCCGCAAUGUCAAUAUGAAAAUUUUAGAAAUCAUAGACCAUUGACAAGAUACAAGUAUUGAGAGUGAUGCCACUUUAAAGUAUUAUUAUAUAUAGGUAUAUUAUACAUUGAAGAUGUUCCUGAAACUUCAGAAAUUAUCAAAGAACACAUUUAACGACUUGUGUCGUUAUUAAACAUUGCAAAAGUCGGAUUAAAUUAAUUACAAUCGACAAAUUAUCAUCAUCAUAAUUUAUAUCAUAGAGUUAAAUCGAUUUAAUAUCUAUUCAUUAGACAUUAGAAUUAAUCUUUUUUUUUUUUUUUAAGCAAAUGAAAUUUUAAUUUUGUCGACUGUUUUUACUUAAUCCAAUUAAAUGGAAUAAAAUGUUUGUCAUUUUUUAAUUCCACUUCACUUUUGUAAAUAUUUAGCAUUUAAAAUUGCAUUAAUUUGAGUUUUAUAUUGUUAAAUUUACUACAUAAUAUUCAAUUUUCUUCUAUAAAUGAGGAUUUAUGUGUUUGCAAGUGUAUAGAAGUAAACAAAAUGAAAUAUAUAUAAUUUAAAAUAAAUUUUGUCACAGCUUGAAAUGUAAAAUUUGUUUUUU
Molecule: messenger RNA, 9075 nt
Organism: Centruroides sculpturatus (bark scorpion)
Lineage: Eukaryota; Metazoa; Arthropoda; Arachnida; Scorpiones; Buthidae
Product: sushi, von Willebrand factor type A, EGF and pentraxin domain-containing protein 1-like
Exons: 29
Coding region: 306-8558 (2750 amino acids)
Cellular component (GO): membrane
Molecular function (GO): calcium ion binding; G protein-coupled receptor activity
Source: RefSeq, a predicted model, not a curated record